AUGGUCCGGAUGACGCACGCAACCCAUGGACAUCAUGUUUUCACUGGAGUUUCACCAGACAAGGUGCCGGAAGAUUACGAGUGUGUCCUUGCUGGUGUACUCGAAAGAAAGAUCGUCUCCGCCGUCACAGUCUGGAAGCCAGUCCGCGUUGUGCUCACGGCAGACGCCAUGUGCUUUUCUAACGUCCCUUCCCCCGGCAUCGACACUAGUGUUGUGCUCGACUCUAUUCCCACGCAUGAGAUCGUUGGGAUUGUUCAUAACGGUUUCGAAGCAGAUGAGCACGGCUACUUUGAAUUCUGCAUCAUGACCAAGGAGGGAGGUUUCAACUCCGGCAGGCAAUACAUACAUCGGACCAAGUCGCUGGACGAGGGAAGAGAUUGGUGCGAGAGGUUGGACGAGCUCUCUGCUCUAGCGAAGAAGCAGCAAGUGGAGAGAGAGUUCAUUCAGAUGUACGGGGACAGCCAGUUCCGAAUCUUCCGCGCACGCACGUUGAGGGCGUACGAGGGGACCAAGAGUCAGCUGCUUGUCGCUUUUAUCAUCACUUCAAGCUUCCUGGCGGAUGUCCUUGAAGCUCAAUAUCUUCCAGCUGAUGGAACAGUUGGGGCUAACGCGUUCGUCUAUGCUGACUGGGCCUUCACUCUUUUGUUUGCAGUCGAGCUCUGUGUCAAUCUGUUUGCACGAAGCUCAGACUGUUUUGCUCCUUUCUUCAGAGACAGAUGGAAUAUUUUUGAUACCUUUGUCGUGUUCGUGGGAAUAUUCACGAAGGCUGUUGAGACCCUUCCACAGCUCAAACUUCUCCGCCUCGUUGUUCGCCUGUUCAAUAGAGUGAAAUCUCUCAACAGAAUCAUUAAGGCGCUUGCUGCGUCUCUCACUCCCGUGGGCAACAGCUUCUUGCUUCUCCUUCUUGUCACGUGCAUCUGGGCUACCCUGGGCACGCACGUGUUUCAUGACCGAAGCCCGGUCUUCUUUGGAAGGUUCAUCGACUCUUUGUUCACCAUGUUCCAGGUAGUGACAGGUGACAGCUGGGCUUCAGCCGUCACUCGGACUCUCUUCAAGGAGGACGGGACGGUGGAUGUAGCAGUCGCGCUCUUUUUCGUCAGCUACGUCAUCAUAGCAGGCAUGCAGAAUGAAGCGAGGAUGAGGGGAUCGGCUAGCAGGGUGAACGGAGUCUUGGAUCCUCUCACUGCUACUAUCGCGUACUUCAACGACAAUGACGACUUGUCAGCAAAGAUUUGGGAUACCUACAGGCGACUAGACGAAAACGCGUCGGGCGGUCUUGACUUCGAAGAGUUUCAGAAGGGGCUGAAGAAGAUUCCGACAACCAAGCCCAUCCAUCUCACAAAGGUCGCAGGAGGAGGGGAGGAGAGAGGAGACUGGAUGAGAGAAAGCAUAGGAGAUGAGAGAAUGAAAGAGGAAUGA
Guillardia theta CCMP2712 is the source of this 1419-nucleotide messenger RNA. RefSeq lists its product as hypothetical. Bases 1 to 1419 code for a protein of 472 amino acids. Lineage: Eukaryota; Cryptophyceae; Pyrenomonadales; Geminigeraceae. The transcript is spliced from 6 exons. Gene Ontology annotation, biological process: monoatomic ion transport; transmembrane transport. Gene Ontology annotation, molecular function: calcium ion binding; voltage-gated sodium channel activity. Gene Ontology annotation, cellular component: voltage-gated sodium channel complex; plasma membrane. The record is from RefSeq and is a predicted model, not a curated record.